AUGCCAUGCUUUUAUCUGAUAAUGAACAUUUCAGCAAUGACUAAACAGUAUGAUAUUCUGGUCAAAUUAAUGAUUCUGGGAGAUUCAGGAGUUGGCAAAACGUGUUUGUUGCGAAGAUUCACUGAGAAGGAAUAUCAUCCUUACCAUAUUUCAACAAUCGGGGUCGAUUUUAAAAUGAAGACAUUAGACAUAGAUGGAGUCAAAGUCAGAGUACAGAUCUGGGACACUGCAGGUCAAGAACGUUAUCAGAGCAUAACUAAACAGUACUACAGACGGGCCCAAGGCAUUAUCCUUGUGUACGACAUAACAAAUGAGCCAUCUUUUCACCACAUCAUGAGUUGGGCGGGGGAUGUGGAUGAGAAUGCUCCUGAUCACAUUCAGAGGAUCCUAGUGGGGAACAAGUCUGACAUGGAAGCACAAAGGUGUGUCUCUGAGGAGAAAGGAAAAGAGCUUGCAGCUUUCUAUGGAUUAGACUUCUUUGAGACCAGCGCCUGCACCAACCAAAACAUCAGCGAGCCGUUCACUCGCCUGACGAAACUGGUCCUACAGGCUCACAGUAGACACGUUGACCGCGUUCUGGAACCCCUAGACCGCUUCCUGGAUGGGUCCUCUCUUGAGGAGGAGAAGGGCCCUCAGGCCAUUCACGAAAACACACAGGAUACCUGCUCGUGUUAGUGUGAGGGCUGUAGUGGUUUGUUUACAUCUUGAGACCUUUUUACCCAUCAGCUGUGGGUAAAUGCUGCUGUUUACCAUGGAAUCCGGUGGGUUGGAGGUCCGUUCAAUUCUAUUCUUUUUUUUAGUUUACUCUUACUUUGGUUUUAAAAUACGUUUUGCAUAUUUAUUGUGUCACCAUGUUGCUUGUUUGCCAGAUUUGCGUCUGCUUAUCUUCCACUUCAAUACUAAGGUAACUAGGCCUCUUCUGGGAAAAGAAUGGAGCCAAUGGGACCGGUUGAAUUAUUCACACAGUGAAACUUAAAACCAUAGUAGUAUGGAUGUAUUUCCAACGUAGGAUUAUAGCCUGGUUGGGGAAUGUGUCAAGCGUAAACAAGAUUGUGUUCAUUGUGUCAUUGUGUAUUUGUAGUGGGAGAUCUUUCGGUCCUGGUUAUUGGUUGGAAAUUAUCCUUUUAAUUCUCAUUGUUUGCAAGUUCAUUUAAGAAUUACAUUUUUACCUUUUGCAUCGUGUCUGUGUAGUUGCCACAUCAUUGUACAUUUAAAGGUUUAUGUUAUAGGAAUCGUAGCUUCUCUAUGAAAAGCCUUUAUGUAUGGGAUACAGUGAAUUGUUCAAAUUUUUGCUUGAAUUGUAAAGACAUUGCCUUGCUGUUUUGUAAAGUGCAGAGUCUCUAAACAGGCACUUCCUCCAGAAGAGGCAUUUAGAGCAGCUCUAGGGUUAUUCAGUAGAUUCAUCCAUUUUUCAUCACAAGCUGUGGUGAAGCCCUUGGUGAAGAAUUGUACUCUUCAAUGUUUGAUGACCAUGAAACUGAUAUAGCUUAUGGAAUUGCUAUGUUAGAAAAAUGUACUCCUUUGGUAAUUUUAAGUUUAUUUAUACAAAAGAUCUAUUUGAUAAUGAGUUUAUAAUGUCACUAAAGUGUAUCUGAACUGUACUUUUGUACAUUUUACAAAUAAAUUAGAGGAUUCGUU
Molecule: messenger RNA, 1638 nt
Organism: Gadus chalcogrammus (walleye pollock)
Lineage: Eukaryota; Metazoa; Chordata; Actinopteri; Gadiformes; Gadidae
Product: ras-related protein Rab-15-like
Exons: 7
Coding region: 1-675 (224 amino acids)
Molecular function (GO): GTPase activity; GTP binding
Source: RefSeq, a predicted model, not a curated record